Molecule: messenger RNA, 2222 nt
Organism: Rhea pennata
Lineage: Eukaryota; Metazoa; Chordata; Aves; Rheiformes; Rheidae
Gene: RITA1
Product: RBPJ interacting and tubulin associated 1
Exons: 3
Coding region: 80-895 (271 amino acids)
Biological process (GO): nuclear export; Notch signaling pathway
Molecular function (GO): tubulin binding
Source: RefSeq, a predicted model, not a curated record
CCCGGGCCAGUCCCGUUACCGCCUGCUGCUCCGUUGCACCGCCCUGCCGCGCGCCUGCAGCCCUGCGUCCCCGCCAGCCAUGAAGGCGGCCGUCGCCAGCAGCCCAGCUCCCCAGCCACAACUCCGGAGCCGCCGCAGGGCGAAGGCUCGGCCGUCCUACGUGGACGAGACGCUGUUCGGCAGCCCAGUGAGGGCUCGCCCGGCGCCGCCGGACUUCGCGCCCCCCUGGGCAGAUGAGGCCGGUGCCGCGAGGCCCUUGGUGUGGAGCCCGCCUGCAGCCGGCGCCAGGUGGAAAGCGGAGGCCGUGGCACCCUCCGCCUGCACGCCGCAGGGCACCCCCAGGAAAAGGAACAAGUACAGGUUGACAAGUCACACUCCGUCCUAUUGCGAUGAGUCCCUGUUUGGCACCAAGCCUGAGGAUCCGGCCUGGGCAGCUUCUUGGAUGAAGAAAGAAGAUGUAGCCAAACUUCGUCCACUGCUCUGGAGCCCGUCAUCCGCCUCCCGAAACCAGUCGAGCCUUUCUCCUCGCUCCAAGGAGACACCCUUGAGAGCUGUCCACCCACAAGCCCCAGCAUCACCAGUGCUAGCCGACCUUGGCGCAGAUCGUAAGGGCAAGUCCUACAUCUGGAAACGGCCCGAGAGUGAUUUGGACUCUGAAGGCCGGGGUGCUCCCAGCAGAGGACGUUCCCAGUCUCUCACCCGGCUGAACGCCUCUCCAGAUAGCUUCCGACUAGCUUCAAGCAACCCCAAGACAGAAAAGCAUAAACAUCAGUCAGCCCCCGUGACGCCCCGAAGCCCUCUGAUGAGGGUUCGGUCUAAGAGCGUGUCUGCGCCCUCUUUUGCCAGGAACUCCAAGGCAGCGGUUGUCUGCAAACCCAAGCCUCCCUGGAAGUAACAGGAAAAGUCCCUAUCUGUGUAAAUACACCCCUAACUUACCCGCAAGGGGGAUCUGACAUCCCAAUGAGUAAGUCUCCAGGGACUCUGGAGCCUCUUGCGGCCGCAAACGAGGGAAGGAGCUGAGAGAGAUGGGGGGCUCCUCCACCAGGGAGGACGAGCCAGGAGCUGAGAGAGACCACAGCGUCGGUGAGGCAGCGAACGACCUCCCUGGGCAGGGCGCAUUCCCGCAGCACCCGAGCAGGACAGCCGUUGUGGUCAUAACAGCUUUCAAUGCCUGUCCAGUGAUCAUCAAAUGAGGCGAGGUAACGAGGUUGCUUCUGUCCAGGAUGUGCAGUCAGGAGAGCAGGAGACAGGACUGCCGACAGCGUAGGUGCAGGGCCCAGCCAGGAGACAGGCCUGGACGCAGGUAUACCUACUGCGUAGCUUGGGCUAGGAUGGGGGGCUGGGCCCGAGUGCAGGGGGGCUCUUGGACCGGAAGAGCAAGGCAGUGUCUGGAUGGACAGGGCAAUUCAGGUCUUCUGGUGCCCUGACAGGAACCUCCGCUAGCUGUUUCUGGGGAUAAAGGGGUCUGGCUUCAUCCUGCCUGUUGCAUGCAGUCACAGCAUCAUUUGGGUUGGACGGGAUUCCAGGGGAUCUCUAGUCCAAACCGCUCAAAGCAGUGGGGUGAGACAAGGUUGCUCAGGGCUUUAUCUAGUUGGGUCUUGGAAACCACUGAGGAUCAAGACUGCACAACGUCUCUGGCACCCUGUUCUGAUGCUUUGCUGUCUUUGCGAUGAAAAGGUUUUUGCUUGUAUCCAGCCAGAGCCUUUCUUAUUGCAAUUUUUGUCCGUUGCCUUGUUCUGUCGUGCACCUUAGCGAAGAGCCUAGCAUCAUCUUCUUGGUAACCUCCUUGUGGGUGCUGCUAUGAGAUCCCCCCAAAACCUUCAUUCUCUAGGUUGAACAAGAUGGUUUUAUUUGCAUCCUCUGAUCACAGGGCACAUGCUCCAGUCCCUGACCAUCUUGGGGGCUCUCUGCUGGACUUGCUGCAUUUAUCAACGCUUUAAUGUUUUAACCAGAUGAAAAUGUCCCUUUGGCCAAGGAAAGAGAAAGGAGAGCACGCAGAGAGGUGAGAAAUGGCAUCGCCCUACGUCCUUCUCAUGGCGGGAUGCUCUUACAGUGGAUGGGUUUGUGUGGCAGAGUGAGGACCUAUCUUGGUGAAUUCAGCAGCCACCUGGGAUUGGGCUUUGCUGACUGGACACAAAAAUUCUGUGAUUCUUAUUGAACGCUGUGAGGUGCUGUCACAGCGAUGCCACGCUUGCAUACAAAUAAAUGAUCAAAGGCAAAUC